Phodopus roborovskii (desert hamster) is the source of this 3491-nucleotide messenger RNA. It is a transcript of the gene Ptpre, whose product is annotated as protein tyrosine phosphatase receptor type E. Gene Ontology annotation, molecular function: protein tyrosine phosphatase activity. The record is from RefSeq and is a predicted model, not a curated record. The transcript is spliced from 20 exons. Bases 147 to 2306 code for a protein of 719 amino acids. Lineage: Eukaryota; Metazoa; Chordata; Mammalia; Rodentia; Cricetidae. Gene Ontology annotation, biological process: protein dephosphorylation.
GCUGCGGGUUGUGGGCAGCGGGCUGCGGGAGAACUCGCCUGCGGCGCGAGGAUCUCGCUGACCCCGCGCAUCCUCACCACCCUCCCUCGCGCCAGCGGGGACAGCGGGCGCCCCGGAGCGGAGCGCGGCGGGCGGGCGCCCGGGAGAUGCGGAGUCGCCGCGGCGGCGCGUUUGGCGCGACAGCACUGGUCCCUGGGAGGUGUGCCAUGGAGCCCUUCUGUCCACUCCUACUGGCAAGUGUUAGCUUGUCACUCGCCAGAGCUGGCAAGGGCAACGACACCACCCCAGCAGAGAGCAACUGGACCAGCACAACUGCGGGCCCUCCGGACCCUGGAACCUCCCAGCCGCUGCUCACCUGGCUGCUGCUGCCUCUGCUCCUCCUCCUGCUCCUCCUCGCAGCCUACUUCUUCAGGUUCAAGAAGCAGAGGAAAGCCGUGGUCAGCAACAACGACAAGAAGAUGCCUAACGGCAUCCUGGAAGAGCAAGAGCAGCAGAGAGUGAUGCUGCUGAGCAGGUCUCCAUCAGGUCCCAAGAAGUACUUCCCCAUCCCAGUGGAGCGCCUGGAGGAGGAGAUCCGCGUGAGAUCAGCAGAUGAUUGCAAGCGCUUCCGUGAGGAGUUCAAUUCACUGCCAUCUGGACACAUACAAGGAACUUUCGAUCUAGCAAAUAAAGAAGAAAACAGAGAAAAAAACAGAUAUCCCAACAUUCUGCCCAAUGAUCAUUCCAGAGUGAUUUUGAGCCAAGUGGAUGGAAUCCCCUGCUCGGACUACAUUAACGCUUCCUACAUAGAUGGCUACAAAGAAAAGAACAAAUUCAUAGCAGCUCAAGGCCCUAAACAGGAGACAGUGAAUGACUUCUGGAGGAUGGUCUGGGAACAGAAGUCAGCCACCAUUGUCAUGUUGACGAACCUGAAGGAGAGGAAGGAGGAGAAGUGCUACCAGUACUGGCCAGACCAGGGCUGCUGGACCUAUGGGAACAUCCGGGUGUGUGUGGAGGAUUGCGUGGUUCUGGUGGACUACACCAUCCGCAAGUUCUGCAUCCAUCCGCAACUCCCUGACACCUGCAAAGCCCCACGGCUGGUCUCACAGCUACACUUCACCAGCUGGCCUGACUUUGGGGUACCUUUCACUCCCAUCGGAAUGCUGAAGUUCCUGAAGAAAGUGAAGACACUCAACCCCUCACAUGCUGGGCCCAUUGUGGUCCACUGCAGCGCGGGCGUGGGCCGGACAGGCACUUUCAUUGUGAUCGACGCCAUGAUGGACAUGAUACACUCAGAACAGAAGGUGGAUGUCUUUGAAUUUGUGUCUAGAAUCCGCAAUCAGCGCCCUCAGAUGGUCCAGACGGAUGUACAGUAUACAUUCAUCUACCAAGCUUUACUGGAGUACUACCUCUAUGGGGACACAGAGUUGGAUGUGUCCUCCCUGGAGAGGCACCUACAGACCCUACAUGGCACAGCCAACCAUUUUGACAAGAUCGGGCUGGAGGAAGAGUUUAGGAAACUGACCAACGUGCGAAUCAUGAAGGAGAACAUGAGGACGGGCAACCUGCCCGCCAACAUGAAGAAGGCCCGUGUCAUCCAGAUCAUCCCAUAUGACUUCAACCGGGUAAUUCUCUCCAUGAAAAGAGGGCAAGAAUACACAGACUAUAUCAACGCAUCCUUCAUAGAUGGCUACAGGCAGAAGGACUACUUCAUGGCCACACAGGGGCCUCUGGCUCACACAGUUGAGGACUUCUGGAGGAUGGUGUGGGAGUGGAAAUCACACACAAUCGUCAUGCUGACCGAGGUGCAGGAGCGGGAGCAGGAUAAAUGCUACCAGUAUUGGCCAACAGAGGGCUCAGUGACUCAUGGAGAUAUAACUAUAGAAAUAAAGAGUGACACCUUGUCUGAAGCCAUCAGCAUACGAGACUUCCUGGUUACUUUUAAACAGCCCCUGGCCCGCCAGGAAGAGCAAGUCCGCAUGGUGAGACAAUUCCAUUUCCAUGGCUGGCCGGAGGUCGGAAUCCCAGCUGAGGGCAAAGGCAUGAUCGACCUCAUUGCAGCAGUGCAGAGGCAGCAGCAGCAGACAGGCAACCACCCCAUCACCGUGCACUGCAGUGCGGGAGCAGGGCGGACAGGUACAUUCAUAGCACUCAGCAACAUUUUGGAACGAGUGAAAGCUGAGGGACUCCUAGAUGUGUUUCAAGCUGUGAAGAGCUUAAGACUUCAGAGACCACACAUGGUGCAAACGCUGGAGCAAUAUGAAUUCUGCUACAAAGUGGUACAAGAUUUUAUCGAUAUAUUUUCUGAUUAUGCUAAUUUCAAAUGAAGAUUCCUGCCUUAAAAUAGUUUUUAAUUUAAUGGUCAGUAUAUUUUGUAAAAAAAAAGAAAGUUAAUUUAUUUCCUAGUGAACAUUAAUACCCUUCUUAAUUCCUUUGUAUAUAUUUUGUUAUGUUUUAAAGGUUACCUGCUAUAAGGGUAUGAAGUCUUAAAUGCCCUUUUUAAAAAUUGGAAUGUGUUAAGAUCCAAUAUUAUCUGGGAAGAUUAUAUAUUUCUGCUAAUAUCAGUCAAUAUCUUAAUUCUGUUAGAUUCACAUCAUGUGAUGUCACAUGUCACACAUCUGUAAUUGUAGUUCUUAAUAUGUCAAAUAUGUUUGUGAAAGACACUAAACAUUGAAGCCCCUUGUGGAGAAAACAGUUGAGGACUCAGAAUCAGGAAACAUUUACUCUCCCUACCAACUGUGGCAUCAGGGCAUCAGGGCGUGGCAAAUAGUAUACAUGGGGGCUUCGGUAAAGUCCUAGGUCUCAGCCAUGUGGUUUGUCUUUACAUUUGAAAGAUCAAAGAAGGAGCCAGGCAUGGCAGUGCAUACCUGUGUUUCUAGCACUUGAGGGGCUAAAGCAUUAAGGAUUGCCUUCAGGUCCAAGUGGAUGGAUGGAUAUAUAUAUAUAUCUCAGAUCCUGCAACCUGGAUCUUGGUCUCAGAUCCACAAGGAUAGAUGGUGACUUUCCAGUGAAUUUUUAAAGGCAUUUACUUAUGAAAGGCUGUGUUUCUACCACUGUAGACUUGAUGAGAAGAGGUGCUGGUCCCAGGUCAUCUAUUCUUACUGGCUUCCAGCAUCCUCAUACUAGCCAUCAAAGCUGUGUUCCUAGGGAACGACUUGCUGUCCAUCUGCCUGUGUGCCUGGCUCAGAAUCCAGCCAAGCUAAUUUCCAAUGUCCCUCCUGCUGGCCCAACUGCCUGUACUGACCUUAAUUGAGUCUACUGUCUCAAUUCAAAACAACUUCCUUCCCUUCAUCAUUGAAAUGAAGUGUCUUACACACACACACACACACACACACACAGAUAGAAGCAGUAGGAUGACCACAAGCAAUUGCACUGUAAACCUCCUGUCAGGCAUUAGGUAUGUCAGGAUUUUCUUUGUAAAAAGUUAGGAUGGUUUAUAAGAAAAGAAAUCUUAAAAUCUAGAUUUAUACAGUUUUUUAAACAUCCCACUCCUUGGUGUUUAAUUUUAAAAA